This is a messenger RNA of Melampsora larici-populina 98AG31, 405 nucleotides long. RefSeq lists its product as uncharacterized. The record is from RefSeq and is a predicted model, not a curated record. Bases 1 to 405 code for a protein of 134 amino acids. The transcript has 2 exons. Lineage: Eukaryota; Fungi; Basidiomycota; Pucciniomycetes; Pucciniales; Melampsoraceae.
AUGACGGAAGUUCAGACCAACACGACUACGAUCGAAGAAACAACCUGCCCGACUUCCGCGUAUAAGAACGUCGACUCAAAAGACCCCGAGGACCCUAGCUCCGCUGGCAAGAUGGUAGAAAGACAGAGCGUUGAAGCAAAGUUGAUCUUUGAAGUGAGUGAUGAUGAAGAGAGGGACAGUAUCUCAUCGUCAGUAGAGGAUGGAGAAAUGGAAAGAGGAAAGAAGGAUUCGGAGAAGAAGAAGAAAGCAUCGACCAAAAAGAAGGGGAAACAAAACACAGAGGUGGAUGACUUACUGAACGAUGAUCAAGUCUUGAAGAAGAACAAGACUCGCUAUGAAGGGCUGAUCGAGCACGAUCACACCCUCGAGGGCUCCCGUAUUAAGGCUCCCGUAAUCCAUGCAUAA